Phodopus roborovskii (desert hamster) is the source of this 4022-nucleotide messenger RNA. It is a transcript of the gene Rps6kc1, whose product is annotated as ribosomal protein S6 kinase C1. The record is from RefSeq and is a predicted model, not a curated record. NCBI's taxonomy places the organism in Eukaryota, Metazoa, Chordata, Mammalia, Rodentia, Cricetidae. Gene Ontology annotation, biological process: protein phosphorylation. Gene Ontology annotation, cellular component: early endosome. Bases 110 to 3268 code for a protein of 1052 amino acids. Gene Ontology annotation, molecular function: protein kinase activity; ATP binding; phosphatidylinositol binding. The transcript has 15 exons.
CCCCAGGAGCCACCGCCCCCUCGUCGUGCUGCGGUGUGCUGCUUGGGGUCCGCUGUGGCUGGGGCGUCUCGAUGGUCCCCCAGCUGGCGGAGUCAGGGGCGGAGGGAGGAUGACCUCUCCUUGGGGUCACAGUGCCGACCUGGCCCGCUUCUACACUGUCACCGAGCCCCAGCGACACCCCAGGGGCUACACAGUCUAUAAGGUUACCGCCCGGGUUGUCUCACGAAGAAAUCCAGAAGACGUCCAGGAGAUAAUUGUGUGGAAAAGAUACAGUGACUUUAAGAAACUGCACAAAGAACUAUGGCAAAUCCACAGAAACUUAUUCCGACACUCAGAGCUGUUUCCUCCGUUUGCUAAAGGGAUAGUGUUUGGGCGAUUUGACAAAACUGUUAUUGAAGAGAGACGUCAGUGUGCGGAAGACCUGCUCCAAUUCUCUGCCAACAUUCCCGCCCUCUACAACAGCAAGCAGCUCCAAGACUUCUUCAAGGGUGGGAUAAUUAAUGAUGGCUCUGCAUUAAUUGGUCCUGCUGAUGAGUACACAGAUUCCCUGCCUGACACCUUUCCUGAGUGUGGUACAGAAGGUUUCUCCAGUGAUAGUGACCUCCUGUCCCUCACUGUUGAUGCGGACUCUGUUGCAGAGGUAGAUGAUGGAAUGGCUUCCCGUCAGGGUUCUCCCAGUAAAACUUUUGGUCUGAGUCUGUCUGUGGAUUCUUCGGCAGCAGGGGCUGGCGCUUCUGACAGUGAACCGAGCAAAGCAGAAGACCGGGAAAGCCGGAGCCUCUUCCCCAGCAGCUUAAAGCCAAGGCUGGGCAGGAGAGACUACCUGGAGAAGGCAGGGGAGCUUAUCAAGCUGGCCGUAAAGAAGGAGGAGGAAGACGACUAUGAAGCUGCUUCCAACUUUUACAGGAAGGGUGUUGACCUGCUCCUAGAAGGUGUGCAAGGAGAGUCAAGCCCCACGCGCCGGGAGGCCGUGAAGAGAAGGACAGCUGAGUACCUGAUGCGUGCAGAGAGCAUCUCUAGCUUUCGGGCCACACCUCAGCUCGAUGCUGGACUGCAGCCUCCAGGAUCACUAAGUUCAAGGCCCCCUUGGAACCUAAGGAGCCCCGCCGAGGAGCUGAAGGCCUUCAGAGUCCUUGGGGUGAUUGACAAGGUUUUACUUGUAAUGGACACAAGGACAGAACAGACCUUCAUUUUAAAAGGUCUAAGGAAAAGCAGCGAGUACAGCAGGAGCAGGAAGACCAUCAUCCCCCGCUGUGUGCCCAACAUGGUGUGUCUGCACAAGUACAUCAUCUCGGAGGAGUCCGUGUUUCUUGUGCUGCAGCACGCUGAAGGUGGCAAACUCUGGUCAUAUAUCAGUAAAUUUCUAAACAGAAGUUCUCAAGAAAGCUUUGACAUUAAGGAAACGAAACCGACUGUGCCUCACCGCGUUUAUUUGCAUCAGCCAAAUGCUAGCCCUCAGGACAGCAGCAGCUUCGAGUCCAGAGGGAGCGACAUGGGGGGCAUGUUGAAGGUCCUUCCGCUGAAGACCAGUUGCACCCCAAGUUCUCAAGAGGAUAGCAACCAGGAAGACGAUGGCCAGUCCACUUCUCCCAAGUGGCCGGAUUCAGGCUCCAGCUCGGAGGAGGAGUGCACGGCUGGCUACCUGACGCUGUGCAACGAAUACGGGCAGGAAAAGAUUGACCUGGGGUCUUUGAACGAGGAACCCAUCAUGCUGCCUGGAGGGGAGAGUGCUGACACCCAGGCUGUUUUGAGCUUCCCAGCAUCCCUUGCUGCUGAUAGUCCGAGCCCCAGCACGCAGCAGCUCAAGUUCUCCCCUGGAGACGAGGACCUAGAAGCAUCUUGUUUCCCUCAGACAUCUGAUUCCCUCACCAUGUCAAAAAAUAGCCCUAUGGAGUUCUUUAGAAUUGAUAGUAAGGACAGCACAAGUGAACUCCUAGGACUGGAUUUUGGCGAGAAAUUGCACGGUCUGAAACCAGAACCUUUGAAAGCACUCUUUACCCUCGCGGAUGGAGAAGGAGACAGCAGGGUAGGGGCUGAGGCUCAGGACUCCAUCAGCAGGGGCUCGGAUGACUCGGUCCCGGUCAUUUCGUUCAAAGAAGCCGCCUUUGAGGAUAUCUGUGGUGCUGAGGCAGGAAGGCCCGACCUUCUGGUAAACCUACCCGGUGAGCCUCAGCCAGCCAAGGAGGCAUCAACGACGGACCCCACCAAGUUUCCGCUUGCCAGUGCAGGCAGGCUGGAGAGCAAACUGUUGGAAGCCCCGGAUGUGCUAUGCCUAAGGCUGAGUUCUGAGCAGUGCCAUGAGCCGGGAAAAGAAGGCCCAGAGGAACUGAGUGAUUGGGCUAGGUCCCUGACCUGUGGUGGUGUGACUCCAAAGCACCGCGCUCAUGCAGGUCCUGGGGUGUUAGGUGCAGCUGCUGUUGUUGAUCACGCCAGCUCAGGAGACCAGUUUCUGUUACCCAGCUCAUAUCCUGAGUCUGAGGGGCUGGGACAAGUGGAGGCCGUGGUCACUACACACGACGCAGGAGAAAGCCUGCUCCACAUUUCUGGUCCACACUCAGGUGCUAAGGGACACGGUGCACACCCAGGCACUGCCACAGUGGAGGAAGUGUUAUUGUUCACAGAGCACGCUAAAGAGGAACCGAGCCCUCUAUUUCAGAGACACUCUGAGACCAAGGAGCAAAGUGUGCUAGCCCUGGGAGGAGAGAAGGAAAUCCAUCAAAUUUUUGAGGACCUUGAUAAGAAAUUAGCGGUGAGCUCCAGGUUCUUCAUCCCGGAGGGCUGCGUUCAGAGAUGGGCAGCUGAAAUGGUGGUAGCCCUUGACGCCCUGCACAGAGAGGGGAUUGUGUGCCGCGAUCUGAACCCAAACAACAUCUUAUUGAAUGAUGGAGGACACAUUCAGCUAACGUAUUUUAGCAGGUGGAGUGAGGUUGAAGAUUCCUGUGACAGCGAUGCCAUAGCGAGAAUGUACUGUGCCCCAGAGGUUGGAGCAGUCACAGAAGAAACUGAAGCUUGUGAUUGGUGGAGCCUGGGUGCUGUCCUCUUCGAACUUCUCACUGGCAAGACACUGGUGGAGUGCCACCCAGCAGGAAUAAAUACCCAUACCACUUUGAACAUGCCAGACUGUGUUUCUGAAGAGGCUCGCUCACUCAUUCAACAGCUCUUGCAGUUCAACCCUCUGGAGCGUUUGGGUGCUGGAGUUGCUGGUGUUGAAGAUAUCAAAUCUCACCCAUUCUUCCAUCCAGUGGAUUGGGCAGAACUGACGAGAUGAGCAUCAUGUGGAGUGUUCUUCAAGAGACAGAGCCCCUUGUGACAGAUCUCCAGAAGUGUCUAGGCUUCGGUCACCUUCCAGCUGGUGCACCAGAGCCCUGGGACAAGACCAUAGAGGAAGUGAUGGGGCAGGAGGCUAACAGACUCCCACCCACCUGCUGUCUGGACAAGAGACUGGUGAACCUUGCCAGCAGUUGCAUUGCACUUGCCCUCCCCGAGAUGUGACGUAACUUGCAUUCAGGGUUUCUGGUGUGUUGCAGACGUGAAUGAGAAUGUCUGUGCAAACACCCCUGCUAGGAAGCUGUAAGUAUAGAAGGGAGAUUUACGUGUGUGGAGGUUCUUACCAUGGCAGCUAAUGGUGCUUCUGCUAUACAAGACUGGUUUACAUGAUUAAGUCGCUAUUUGCUGAGUAACACACUAAGUUCGUUUCUGUGACCAGGUCAUCUAUGGGCUGACAAUGUGAAGAGGACUGCCCAGUGCCAAGCAGGGCCAGGCUAUCUGAGGAAAAACACUCUUGCCAGCUUUCGACUUGCUGGUCGAUGCUGCUAACUCUUCGGGGCUCAUGGGAACGUGUCUGUCCUCCAGCCCUUCUCUUACCUGCUCCGUUUCCUGCGUUCUCUGCUUUUUCUCUUGGAUUCCACUUUAUUCUUCUGUCAACACACAAGCAACAAAAAAGGGAAGGGGUAUUUAUUCCCCCAAACUGUCAGUGUAACAAGACUAAGAAAUCAUGAUGUAAAAUAAAUGUGGUUAAAAUU